AUGGGUGUUCCUUUCGAGGCUUUGCUCCCCUAUGGGAUUAUCAUCAGCAUGUUCGGCGUGACUGGUGCUGGUUUGUGGGUUUCAAAGCGCUUCAUGAACGAGGGCAAGAAGAACCGCUGGAACAGUGACCUCUGGGAUCGUCAAAUGAUGGAGCGGGAUCUCCGCAUUACUGGCUCAAUGAGAGGACAGUCCAGCAAUCACAUCGCGCCCAAGGGAUUCGAAGUCAGCAACCCAUGGAAGCUCGAGAAGCGAAUUUACUAG
Penicillium malachiteum is the source of this 261-nucleotide messenger RNA. RefSeq names its product NADH dehydrogenase [ubiquinone] 1 alpha subcomplex subunit 1. NCBI's taxonomy places the organism in Eukaryota, Fungi, Ascomycota, Eurotiomycetes, Eurotiales, Aspergillaceae. The record is from RefSeq and is a predicted model, not a curated record. The coding region runs from base 1 to 261 and encodes 86 amino acids. The transcript has 5 exons.